Messenger RNA from Ostrea edulis (European flat oyster), 474 nucleotides. RefSeq lists its product as uncharacterized. The transcript has a single exon. Bases 1 to 474 code for a protein of 157 amino acids. The record is from RefSeq and is a predicted model, not a curated record. Lineage: Eukaryota; Metazoa; Mollusca; Bivalvia; Ostreida; Ostreidae.
AUGGGUUUGUCAACCACAGAUGUCUCUAAAUGUGGCAAGUUUGACCAUGCAAUGGACAAUAUGGGUUUGUCAACCACAGAUGUCUCUAAAUGUGGCAAGUUUGACCAUGCAAUGGACAAUAUGGGUUUGUCAACCACAGAUGUCUCUAAAUGUGGCAAGUUUGACCAUGCAAUGGACAAUAUGGGUUUGUCAACCACAGAUGUCUCUAAAUGUGGCAAGUUUGACCAUGCAAUGGACAAUAUGGGUUUGUCAACCACAGAUGUCUCUAAAUGUGGCAAGUUUGACCAUGCAAUGGACAAUAUGGGUUUGUCAAACACAGAUGUCUCUAAAUGUGGCAAGUUUGACCAUGCAAUGGACAAUAUGGGUUUGUCAAACACAGAUGUCUCUAAAUGUGGCAAGUUUGACCAUGCAAUGGACAAUAUGGGUUUGUCAAACACAAAUGCCUCUAAAUGUGGCAAGUUUGACCACAUAUGA